AAAAUGGCGAUCUUCCUAGCAGUCGUUUUGGCAUUACUGCUGGUUUUUAUCACAACAUAUCUCUAUAAUUUUCGGAAAUUAAAGAAAGCCAUUGAUCAGUUUGGUGGUCCCCCAGCUCUUCCUAUCAUUGGCAAUGCUCACAUGUUCGAACCGAAAGGGUCAGAUUUUUAUGCACAACUAAUGCAGUUCAUUGAAGAAAACAAGGAAUCAGGCAUCUUCCGUAUCUGGCUUGGUCCAGUACCUGUCCUUGUGGUGACUAACCCUGAGAUUGUCGAGAUUAUAUUAUCAAGUUCCAAGCAUCUUGAUAAGUCUUAUGUCUACAAAUUUCUCCAUCCUUGGCUUGCAACAGGACUUUUGACAAGUACUGGUGACAAAUGGCGAAUGCGCAGGAAGCUGCUGACUCCAACAUUCCACUUCAAGAUUUUGGAUGAUUUCAUGACUGUGUUCAAUGAACAAACAGACAUCUUCACUAACAUUCUCAGGGAGAAGAUUUCCAAUGAUAAAGCAUUUGAUAUCUUUCCAUACAUUACGCAUUGUGCCCUGGACAUCAUAUGUGAAACUGCGAUGGGAAAGAAAAUCUAUGCACAGAAUGAUUGUGAUUCAGAAUAUGUCAGAGCCCUUUUCAAACUGAGCACCCAGAUUCAGCGGAGACAGAAGAGUCCAUGGCUCUGGGCGGACUGGGCCUACUUCAUGACAAGCGAUGGCAAAGACCAAAAGAGUUGCCUGAAAACACUGCAUGACUUUACUGACUCGGUCAUUAAAGAGAGAAGGAAAGCCUUGAACGAAAGUUUAGGUGAUACAGACAUCACAGGUACAGAGCCUGCAGAAUGGGACAAGGACCGCCUCGGACUCGGCAAGAAGAAAUUGGCUUUCCUCGACAUGUUGCUGUAUGCGUCUGCUGAUGGGAAGAGGCUGACUGAUGAAGAUAUCAGGGAAGAAGUGGACACAUUUAUGUUUGAGGGUCACGACACAACAGCUGCAGCCAUAUCAUGGGCUGUAUACAGCAUCGGUCGUUAUCAAGACAUUCAGAAGAAAAUCCACGAGGAGAUGGAUGAAAUAUUUGGUGACAGUGACCGACCUAUCACCCAUGAUGACCUGCGAAGCAUGAAGUAUUUGGAGCGUGUCCUCAAGGAAUCUUUGCGUUUGUUUCCUUCAGUACCAAUUUUUGGUAGGGUACUUUCAGAGGAUACGAAAAUUGGUGGUGUGAUCGUCCCGAAAGGAGCCCAGGCAGUCAUCGUUCCCCCGGGUGUGCACCGCAAUGAGAAGUAUUACCCAGAUCCAGAGGUAUUUGAUCCAGAUCGCUUCCUGCCUGAGAAAUGUGCGGGGCGUCAUCCCUACGCCUAUGUACCAUUCUCUGCUGGGCCAAGAAAUUGUAUUGGUCAGAAAUUUGCUCAAAUGGAGGAGAAGAUAUUUGUUGCGUCGUUGAUGAGGAACUUCUAUGUUGAAUCCAUUCAUGAGCUUGAGGAUAUGUUGCCGUGCGGAGAGCUCGUCUUACGCCCUGAGAGAGGAGUCUGGGUCAAAUUAACACCAAGGGCAAAUAACAUUGAACAAUAGACUAUUUGACUUAAAAGUCCCGUACCAUCUGCUUUGUAAAAGUGAUCCAGUAAGUAAGGUAAAGUGGUACAAUUUAGCCCCAGUACAAUAAUAUUAUACCCUCUGUGUAUUAAUGUGUACUGCUGACUGUUUCGUAAACUGUAUGGGCAAUAAUUGUACCACUUCACCUUACUUUAAUGCUUACUGCAUGUACUCCUAUUAUGCUUCACUUUGGGACAUGCACAUGUUUAUGUAACUUACAUAUUUUAUUGGUCACAUCAGUCCUGGGCCUACAGGUUUUUGUAACUGUUAUUAUCCACAAGGAAGUGACACUGUGAUAGAUUUUUGAGUAUUAUGUCUUUGUGAAGUCAAGAAUGCAUAAAAUAUUGAGUGUCUUUAUUUAUUUUUGGUAAUAUCAAGAAUUUAAAUAGGUGCUUAUCAUUUAGUCUUUGAAAAUGUUCAUCUGGUUGUGAAAUAUAUACUGAUAACUGAUAUAAAGUUAAUUUUCACACAAUAAAAUAAAAUAAUCACCUCUACGUUUCAAAUGGUGUCACAUUUUUUCACCUAAAAUGUGAACACAAUUUGAAACGAAAAGUGAUUCAUUUGAUUAUGUGAAAAUUAACCUAGCGGUUAUCAUUUUUACCAGUCCCUUUUGGGAUGUUCCAAAAAGUUGCUAUUGGCGUUUUACUUCUACUUAUGUAUGAUGAUUGCUACUGUUGAAUUGGUAGACUUUACACAAUUUUAUGUAAGAGAGUGAAUAUAUGAAUA
Messenger RNA from Lineus longissimus, 2301 nucleotides. RefSeq names its product cytochrome P450 4V2-like. The coding region runs from base 4 to 1554 and encodes 516 amino acids. Lineage: Eukaryota; Metazoa; Nemertea; Pilidiophora; Heteronemertea; Lineidae. The record is from RefSeq and is a predicted model, not a curated record. The transcript is spliced from 12 exons. Gene Ontology annotation, molecular function: iron ion binding; heme binding; monooxygenase activity.